This is a messenger RNA of Solanum tuberosum (potato), 925 nucleotides long. RefSeq names its product U-box domain-containing protein 18-like. Bases 1 to 735 code for a protein of 244 amino acids. Gene Ontology annotation, molecular function: protein binding. The transcript has a single exon. Lineage: Eukaryota; Viridiplantae; Streptophyta; Magnoliopsida; Solanales; Solanaceae. The record is from RefSeq and is a predicted model, not a curated record.
AUGGCUACUCUGCUGAACCUCUCAAAGAACUCUAAAUGCAAAAGCACAAUUGUUGGAAAUGGAGGUUUGUUCUUGAUACUUGAUGUGUUGAAAGGAGGGCUAAAGAUGGAAGCUCGACAGCACGCAGCUGGUACAUUAUUCUACCUUACAUCAGUAGAAGAGUACCGUAAAAUGAUGGGAGAAAAUCCAGAGUUCAUUCCAUCACUUUUGGAGUUGCUAAGAAAUGGCACUGACAGAGGAAAAAAGAAUGCCUUGGUCACCAUUUUUGGCCUCCUAAUGCGCCCCGAAAACCACUGGAGAGUGAUUGCUGCUGGAUUAGUCCCCUUGGUGGUUAAUCUGUUGAAAUCUUUCGAAAGGGAAGAUCUCAUUACAGAUUCUUUAGCAGUUUUAACAACGCUUUCUGAAAGGCUAGACGGAGCAAUGGCUGUUCUUUAUGCUGGAGCUUUGCCUAUUAUUGUCAAUGUUCUAAGUUCUUGCAAUUCAAGGGCAUCAAAAGAGUACUGUGUCUCAUUGUUGCUGGCUUUGUGUAUCAAUGGUGGAGCAGAUGCAGUUCCUGUUUUAGUAAAGAACUCAUCUCUCAUGGGACCGUUAUAUUCCCUCCUGGCUGAAGGCAACUCAAAAGCAAGCAAGAAAGCUAGUACACUCAUCAGAAUCUUGCACGAGUACAACGAGAAGACCUCAUCUGGCUUGAUCACUCCAGUUUUUAUAGAGGAUCAAUUCAUUAAUGUAUGGUAAUUAUUUACAAGCAUCCAACAUGUAUAUAUACACCAUGGUGUAGGAUGCUUUAGUGUCAUUUUCCUUUACUGGUGAUAUCGGCUCAAGUUUUUAAGAGCUAGUCACACUACACUGCUGCAGCUUCUGGUUUUUUGAAUGAAGCUUUGUAUAGUUUUACUUGUAUCUCUAUACUUUCUGAUGUUAAUGUGAA